GUUUGACGAUGUAUGUUUACCGGCUAUUAUGGCGUAACGACAUUUUUUUGAUAACAGAUAGGGGCGAAGAAAUUAAAGAGACAUAGAAUCUACAAAAAUGACCAGAACCAGUGGCGUCGCACAAAGAAUGAUAAACUUACGGUUUCCUAGAGAACAUCGUUUUUACUCCACUGUGACUAAUCAACCAUCCCGUAGGCGAGUUGUGAUAACCGGCACUGGCACAGUUAGCCCUCUAGCGCAUAAUGUGUCGGAAGCUUGGUCACGGAUAUUAUCUGGUGAAUCUGCCAUCUCAAAGCUAAGUGACCAAUUCAAAGGUUUACCAUGUCAAGUGGCAGCUCAAGUUCUACGAGACCAGUUGCCGACCGAAAAGUAUUUUGGAAAAAGCGAUUUAAAAAUAAUGAGCACGGCAACACAAUUUGCAAUAAUUGCAUCUGAAGAGGCGCUAUCUAGUGCCAAACUACAACCUAAAGAAUUAACAGCAGAACAACGUGAACGCUUUGGUGUCUGCGUUGGCAUGGGUAUGUUUGAUCUGACAGAAGUAUAUGGAGCUUGGCAACAGCUGCAACGUGGUUAUAAUCGUGUGAGUCCAUUUUUUGUGCCUCGUCUUCUUCCCAAUAUGGCAUGUGGGCAUAUAAGUAUGCGAUAUGGUUUGCGUGGUCCAAAUCACUCAGUUUCGACGGCAUGCGCAACAGGAGCGCAUGCAAUUGGUGAUGCAUUACGCUUCAUACGCAACGGAGAUGCUGAUAUAAUAUUGGCAGGAAGUGGUGAAGCUUGCAUAGAUCCGCUUGCUAUAGCUGGAUUUUGCCGCUUACGUGCUCUUAGUACAACACAUAAUGAUACACCUUCGACGUCAUCGCGUCCAUUUGAUAAAAAACGUGAUGGUUUUGUAAUGGGUGAAGGUGCAGCUAUGCUCGUACUCGAAGAAUUAGAAUAUGCCCGUAAGCGUGGUGCACCAAUAUUGGCUGAACUACUAGGUUAUGGCUUGUCGGGCGAUGCUUACCAUAUUACAUCACCUAGUGAAGAUGGCACUGGUGCUACAUUAGCAAUGCAACGUGCUAUAACGGAUGCAAGAAUCCUGCCUAGGGAUAUAACAUAUGUCAAUGCACACGCCACAUCCACACCAACAGGUGACCGCAUUGAAGCACAUGCUAUAGAAAGAGUUUUCGGUGAACAUGUAUCGCAAGUGCGUGUGUCAUCAACAAAAGGUGCACAUGGUCAUUUGCUUGGCGCAUCAGGAAAUUUAGAGACUGUCUUUGUUGUGCAGGCAUGUGUGGACAACAAACUACCGCCUUCUAUUAAUAUUGAGAACUUGGAUGAAGACAUCAAAGUGUCAAUAGUGAAAAAUAAAUCAGAGCAAUGGUGCAAUAGCGCUGAGGUGUCGCGCAUAGCCCUUAAGAAUUCAUUUGGUUUCGGUGGAACAAAUGCGUCUCUUUGUAUUGGAGAAUAUCGUGAAUAAAUCGAAUAAUGCAUUUAAAAUUUUACUCACUUCUGUAUAAUAAAAGCUACUUCUACAGAAAAUAUUUAUAGGCAUAAAAUUUUAAAAAAUAAUAACUUAAUUAUUAUUAAUAUUUGAAAUAAGAAUUAACUCUUGUAAAAAAUUGUUUGAAUCAUGUUAAUAAAGCUACAAUACU
Messenger RNA from Bactrocera latifrons, 1631 nucleotides. RefSeq names its product 3-oxoacyl-[acyl-carrier-protein] synthase, mitochondrial. NCBI's taxonomy places the organism in Eukaryota, Metazoa, Arthropoda, Insecta, Diptera, Tephritidae. The transcript has a single exon. Gene Ontology annotation, molecular function: 3-oxoacyl-[acyl-carrier-protein] synthase activity. Gene Ontology annotation, biological process: fatty acid biosynthetic process. The record is from RefSeq and is a predicted model, not a curated record. The coding region runs from base 98 to 1456 and encodes 452 amino acids.